UCACUAUCAGGCACACCUGUCACCUGUGUCUAUAUCAGAUAUCACCGACGUACUAUAAACUACUAUAAACUUCUUAAGGGGUUAUUUGAUUACCAUUUUCGCUGUCACACUCGAUCAUGUCUUACUCUAUUACCGGGGGUGGUGGCGGCGGUCAGACUGCGGUCGCUGCAUUAUCACAUAGCUGUUCGACAAUCCCGAACACACCCGAUGUGAUCAAUUCGCUGAUAUCCUUGAUGGAUCCAUUCCAAAAUUUCCCCAGCAACGGGCCACUGGCGUCUGAAGACUCUUCCGGUUCGACUUGUUCCCCAGUGUCAACGUGUUCCCCUGUGUCGACGUGUUCUCCCGUUUCGACGUGCUCCCCCGUGUCGCCGACGGCCAGGAUGCAGAGCAUCUGUUCCAGUUUGAAGAUAAAAGAGGAGCUCAAGAUGGCCAUCCGGUCCAAACAGAGGAACGCAGUGAUAGGAACCACGACAUCGUCGUGCGCCGGUGGAAGUCCGAUAAAACCAGGCGGAACGAUCACUUCCGGCGCUUGUGCGAUGAUCGUGGCGGCCACGGCGUCGGCUGGUUUAGUCGCCUCUUCGCCGGGUGGCGGACACGCAAAAAAGCGACGGACCGACGAGGAGUCUCACGGUGACGACGACUACGACGACGAUGACGGAGAUGAUGUAUCAUCACAUGGCGAAGGACUAACGGCCGAAGACGAAGAGAGGAGAAGACGGCGGCGGGAACGCAACAAGAUAGCGGCGACCAAGUGCCGUCUGAAAAAACGCGAAAAGACUACGAAUCUGAUGCAAGAAUCGAACGUGUUGGAGACGAAAAACUACGACCUAAAGUCGCAGAUCCAGGAUCUGGAAACGCAGAGGAACGAACUGAUGAAGAUGCUCUCGGCGCACCCUUGUGCCAAAAGGCACCCUCACCAACAUCAUCAACAGCACCAACAGCAGCACCACCAGCAUCAACCACAACAUCAGCAGCAGCUCCAAGAGCAGUACUCGGUGGAACCUUAUGCGAACGACCCUUAUCGCCAACACAACCAUGURGCCGUCGAUCCACCGGUACUUAAAGACGCCAUGUUUAACGGCGGCGUUGGUUACGCUCCGGUGGUAUCAGUGGCCGACCAACCGUCUGGCGUGUACCAUCGGCCGGCUACUACGACGGCCGCGUCCAUGGCCACCGUACAUUAUCCAACUGUAGGCGUGGGGGGUGUUGGUAACGUUUAUGGGUCUUGUGUGGACGAAUUGUACGAUUACAACAAAGACUUGAUUUCCGGCGCGGGUGGAGGACCACCGGAAUUAAGUCAUCAGUAUUACGACCACGGUAUAUGUUGAUAUAAUUAUGCGUAUACCGCGUAUUCCCUUUAUUUYACGCCCACCCACCAAAGUCCGAUUUUCAAACAUUGGAAUAAUAUUAUUAUUAUGUUAGUUCUUACAGUUUAAUUAGGUCAUAACUAAAGAUCAUACAUUACACGUGUGUACAGAAAAAUAAUGUUCAAAAUAAUAUUAUAGUGUCUUCGAAAUUAUAAUGUACGUUCACGCUGUCAUCGCCUUUCCAAGCGUGUGCGAUGAUGAAUUCGGACAAAAACCAUUUUUACACCGUUAAUUAUAUUACUUUAUUAUUAUUAUUAUUAUUAUUAUUAUUUACUAUAAUUAAUAUUUAUUUUUUUAAUUAUCGU
Diuraphis noxia (Russian wheat aphid) is the source of this 1672-nucleotide messenger RNA. Its product is annotated as Activating transcription factor 3. Gene Ontology annotation, biological process: regulation of transcription by RNA polymerase II. Gene Ontology annotation, cellular component: nucleus. Lineage: Eukaryota; Metazoa; Arthropoda; Insecta; Hemiptera; Aphididae. Gene Ontology annotation, molecular function: RNA polymerase II cis-regulatory region sequence-specific DNA binding; DNA-binding transcription factor activity, RNA polymerase II-specific. The record is from RefSeq and is a predicted model, not a curated record.